AUGAGAUUUAGCGUUACACUUGAACUUUUGUUGGUUAUCUUUUGUUUGCAUAAAACUGAAGUGUGUUCAUUGAAUAUUUUGGGUCUGUUCCCGUAUCCUGGAAAAAGUCACUUCUUUGUAUUUCGUCCAUAUUUGGAAGAAUUGGCCAAAAGGGGCCAUAACGUGACUGUUGUAUCGCAUUUUCCGCAGAAAGUGCCUCACCAAAAUUAUCAUGACAUUAGUUUGGCGGGAAAAACGAAAAUUUUAGAAGACGUCUUCCCAUUGCAAAAGUCUUAUUGGACUGUAAUUAAUAUUUUGCAUUUUAUUCUCGAAAAAGGAAAUAGUGACUGCAAAACAUUAUUAAAUCAUGAAGAUGUCCAAAAACUGUGGAAAACUAAACAGCACUUUGACCUUGUGGUUACGGAACAAUUUGUGAGUGACUGUAGUUUGGGUCUUGCCUAUAAAUUGGGGGCUCCAGCAAUCGGGAUCAACUCACACGUGAUUGUUCCUUGGCAGUACGAGCGUUUGGGUAUCCAGUACCAUCCUGCUUACGUACCAUUCCUGUUCCUGGAAGGCGGAUCCAAACCGUCACUGUACCAGAGAUUUGAAAGGACCAUUCUUCACAAUUAUUUUAAUUACCUAUACAAAUAUAAAUAUCAACCGAUCGACGAAGAGACACUCGCUGAAUAUUUUGAUGAUAUUCCGCCUUUGGAUUAUUUGGCUCGAGAAAUGAAAUUGUUACUUUUAUAUCACAAUUUUGUAUUAUACGGGUCUAACUUGCUACCUUCGAACGUUAUUGAAGUGGGAGGAUAUCAUGUAGCGAAGCCACAGGAAUUACCUCAAGAUUUGAAAAUAUUUAUUGAGGAAUCCGAGCAUGGUGUAAUCUAUAUUAGUUUUGGAUCAAUGUUACGUGCCAGUUCCACUCCGCGUGAUAAGCUUGAGGCUAUAAUUGCUGCUCUGUCGGAGUUACCACAAAGGGUUAUAUGGAAAUGGGAUGAAGCAUCGUUACCUGGAAACCCGAAGAAUAUACUGCUUUCAAAAUGGCUACCGCAAAACGAUAUUUUAGCUCAUACGAAAGUGCUGGCGUUUUUCUCUCACUGUGGACUACUGGGUACCACCGAAGCUAUUUACCAUGGUGUACCCAUGAUCGGCAUGCCUGUCUUUGGGGACCAACCUGGGAAUGCCGCUGCUAUCGAAGAAAGUGGCCUUGGACUCCAAAUUCAAAUCACGGAACUUAGCAAAGAAGUUCUGCUAGAAAAAUUCCGGACCAUUUUAAACCCUGAAUUCAGGAAGAAAGUGAAAUUUAUAUCUAUGGCCUGGAAAGAUCGUCCUAUCUCAGCUAUAGACAACGCCGUUUUCUGGACGGAAUUUGCAGCCAAGUAUAGCAAUAUCACGUUUCGAAGUAGAUCAGCUGAUGUACCAUUAUACCAAUAUUUGUAUUUAGACGUGUUUGUUGUCUUUACGGCUAUCGUUAUAUGUAUUGGUUUUCUAGUUAAUUACAUUAUAACAUUGUUACUACGUCGUAUUGCAAAGAAAUUCAAACAAAACUAG
This is a messenger RNA of Bombyx mori (domestic silkworm), 1530 nucleotides long. RefSeq names its product UDP-glycosyltransferase UGT42A2 (gene UGT42A2). The transcript is spliced from 4 exons. Gene Ontology annotation, molecular function: UDP-glycosyltransferase activity. The record is from RefSeq and is marked provisional. The coding region runs from base 1 to 1530 and encodes 509 amino acids. NCBI's taxonomy places the organism in Eukaryota, Metazoa, Arthropoda, Insecta, Lepidoptera, Bombycidae.